AAUGAAUGUUAUUGAUAAUCAACGUAUUCUUAAUCAAUCAUCAAAUAAAUUAGAACCACGACAAGCAUAA
Molecule: messenger RNA, 70 nt
Organism: Rotaria sp. Silwood2
Lineage: Eukaryota; Metazoa; Rotifera; Eurotatoria; Philodinida; Philodinidae
Source: the annotation of a GenBank genome assembly